Messenger RNA from Osmerus eperlanus (European smelt), 2786 nucleotides. It is a transcript of the gene mknk1, whose product is annotated as MAPK interacting serine/threonine kinase 1. Bases 147 to 1586 code for a protein of 479 amino acids. Gene Ontology annotation, molecular function: calcium/calmodulin-dependent protein kinase activity; ATP binding; calcium-dependent protein serine/threonine kinase activity. The transcript has 14 exons. Lineage: Eukaryota; Metazoa; Chordata; Actinopteri; Osmeriformes; Osmeridae. The record is from RefSeq and is a predicted model, not a curated record. Gene Ontology annotation, biological process: protein autophosphorylation; intracellular signal transduction; peptidyl-serine phosphorylation. Gene Ontology annotation, cellular component: nucleus; cytoplasm.
AACCAGAUGACGUGUUUUUUUCUCAUCCAACCAUAGUUAGAGGAUGUGCCACGGGGGGACUGGAAUGGGACCUUUAUUUUCCCACGAAAUCCGCGUCACACUACCAACAUUGUCGGUUGUACUGCUAGCUACCGUCUUAACAUCAGAUGGUGGAUGCUCUAAGAGAGGAUUUCGGCCGGUUUGGAAACAGAUGUCAGUUGGCAGAUAUGGUGAGAACCAGCACCAUGGCUGAGCUGCAAGCCUUCCAGCACUCUCUCAAGGCGGCAGGCCCAGCGGGGGAAAGUUGUGGUGGAAUUCAGCAGAGCAGGGCAGAAACCGAGGACAGGCCUCAGCGCCUCUCUCAAAACUCUACAGAGAUGGAGGUCAGUCUGCCUCUGAGCAUCCCUGAUGCAGCCAAGCGGAAGAAGAAAAGGAGGACAAGAGCAACUGACAGCUUUACAGGAAACUUUGCAGAUCUGUACAAACUUACGGACGAGAUGUUGGGCCAGGGUGCAUAUGCCAAAGUCCAGGGAUGCAUAAGUCUUCAGAAUGGACAGGAAUUUGCUGUGAAGAUCAUAGAAAAGAUCGCAGGACACAGUCGCAGCCGAGUGUUCAGAGAGGUGGAGACGCUCUACCAGUGCCAAGGAAACAGGAACAUUUUGGAAUUGAUACAGUUCUUUGAGGAUGAUUCGUGCUUUUACUUGGUGUUUGAGAAGUUGAGAGGAGGCUCAAUUUUGACCCAUAUCCAGAACCGCAAGCACUUUGACGAGCUGGAGGCCAGUAGAGUGGUGAGGGAUAUCGGCCAAGCUCUCAACUUCCUCCAUACCAAGGGCAUUGCUCAUAGAGACCUUAAACCAGAGAAUAUCCUAUGUGAAUACACUGACCAGGUGUCUCCUGUCAAGAUCUGUGACUUUGAUUUAGGAAGUGGAGUAAAGCUCAGUAGUGCCUAUACCCCCAUUACAACUCCGGAGCUUACCACACCGUGCGGCUCGGUAGAGUACAUGGCCCCUGAGGUGGUGGAGGUGUUCACGGACGAGGCGUCCUUCUACGACAAGCGCUGCGACCUGUGGAGCCUGGGGGUCAUCCUCUACAUACUGCUGAGCGGCAGCCCUCCAUUCACGGGCCACUGUGGAAGCGACUGUGGCUGGGACCGGGGAGAGAAAUGCCGCUCUUGCCAGAGCCACCUUUUUGAGAGCAUCCAGGAGGGGAAGUACGAGUUCCCCGAGCGUGACUGGGCCCACAUCUCUCAGGGAGCCAAAGACCUUAUUUCCAAGCUGCUGGUCAGAGACGCCACGCUCCGUCUCAGCGCCGCCCAAGUCCUUAAGCACCCUUGGGUACAGGGGAACGCACCAGAGAGAGGCCUCCCAACCCCGCAUGUUCUGCAAAGGAACAGCAGCACCAAAGAACUGACUCAGUUUGCCGCAGACGCCAUCGCCUUCAACCGGCAGCUGUCACAGCAUGACGAGGAGCAGGAGGACGCCGGUGCCAUCGUCUGCUCCAUGAGGCUGUCCCCCCCCUCCAACUCCAGACUGGCACGGAGGCGGGCACAGUCUAACGCCAUGCGCACCCCAGACUUCCUGCCCGCCACGGAGAGCCUCACCUCGUGAUUGGCUCUGUGGGGGAUGAUUCCAGGGCCAGCACUUCUGCUGCUACGAGUUUUGAGUGCUGAGUUCCCUGAUCUCCCUUCCCCCCUUCUUCCUCUUGCUUUAUCUCUGUGGGUGUUCCAGAAUAUCUCCAUAAGACAGACGAGUGCUCAGAGACGGUUGCCAAGGGCAUCUUAGGAUGGACAGACACUGUCUAAGGUGGCUGAUAGUUGCCUUUAUCAGUGCAGCUAGUUUCACAGGUUGUAGCCCUUUUGUUAGAGCUGCUGUCAAGGCCAGUAAUCAUCAUAUCACGGAAGCAGGGAAACAAAGGGAAAACGUUUUAUGAAUUAUUAUUAUUAUUUAUUUUAUUUUUUUGACUACGCCAUCAGAUUCCCAUCAUAUGGACGGUCACCUUUUGAUUCUAGCUACACAUUUUUAAAGUAGGUCAAUUAUUCUAGAUACAAGUUAAAGUAGGUCAGUUAUACUUUAAUAUAAGUAUAUUUUAGUAUUUUAUAGUACAUAGCUUUGCUGUCUUAGUGUAUUCCAUUUAAAUUUGAAUCUUACUGUAUUAUCUUGCUAUUGUGCUAAUAGCCCCUAGUACAAUUAGAUUCAUAAUCAAGUGUUUAUGGGGAGAUUAUAAUUUUGUAUUUCUUUUAUAUAUAUUCUUUUUAAACCAGCUACCUGGAGCACUUAGGUACUUUAAACAAAAAAAUAUUGCUUAUACUAUGAUUAGUAUGGGAUGAUUCUAGAUUAAUGACAUUGAGAAAUAUUGAAAAACAUUACCUCAAUUACUAAUUUGCAUGUAUUGUAUAUUUGGCCAAUUUGUCCAAAUUAUAUAAUCAUUGAAUGACCUUCCAUUGUAAGGUUUUUGUAACAGCCUGUAUCUCCAUUUAUGGACUUAACAUAUCAAUUAACAACAUAUUCUUGGAAUAAGUUUGUAUGCUUUUAAAUUGUGAAAGAUGGUUUUACAUUUUCUGGUUUUCUAUUUUAUUUAUUUUUGUCCAUCUUUUUAGAUGGGAAUGAUUGGAAAGAGUGUACCUUGGUCGUUGGGUCAAGGAAGUAUUUUUCUGUAUAGAUUAUUUUAUUAUGUUGUAUGUGCCAAACACAACAGAUCUCGUGCCUGUGACAUUCAUUAUACAGUUAUUGUUAUGUAUUGAAAACCUAGUUACUGAAGUUUAAACAUUCUUUGAAAUUGCUAUGUUUUUAUUAAAAGAUUUCUCCAUG